AUGCCUAGAGGAAGAAGCUGUCUGAGCUGUGCUGACAUGGAGGAGGGCAGGUACGAGACGCCGCCAGCUUCAGAGCUCCAGAGACUGCUAUGGGUGCGAUCUGGGCCAAGUGGCCAUCUCGAUGAGGUCAGACCAGGCAUAUACAUAGGAGACAUGUACGCAGCCAAAGAUAAGAGGACUCUUCAGGCCCUGAAUAUCACCCACGUCCUCAACGCGGCUCACGGGAAGUUUAAUGUGAACACGGGGCCAAGUUAUUACAGGGACACCAAUAUCAUCUACCAUGGGGUGGAGGCAUUCGACAUGUCAUCCUUUGACAUGAGCCCAUUCUUCUAUUCUGCUGCUAAGUUCAUUAAGAGUGCUAUGAGCACACCUGGAGGGAAAGUGUUUGUGCACUGUGCUAUGGGCCUGAGCCGCUCUUCCACCUUAGUGCUGGCCUACCUGAUGAUCCAUGAAGACAUGACUCUGCCGGAGGCCAUCAAAGCUGUAGCACAGAGCAGGAACAUCUGCCCCAACCCUGGCUUCCUGGAGCAGCUUCGCCAACUUGACCAACAACUCCACUGCCAAGGCAGAGUGGGCACUGCUGAUCCAGUGAAGACACAGAAAACUACAGCUGUCGCUCCAGAAGCAGACGACAUAGAGGACCCAGACGACGUGGAGGACGUGGAAGAAGACCCCGGACGCAUAGGACAUAGAGGAGUUCUAAGUGGUGCCUGUGAGUCUCUGAUCAAAACUGGACGUAAUCAUCCUUUGCGGGGCUCAAAGAGGAUGUGA
Molecule: messenger RNA, 771 nt
Organism: Chanos chanos (milkfish)
Lineage: Eukaryota; Metazoa; Chordata; Actinopteri; Gonorynchiformes; Chanidae
Product: dual specificity protein phosphatase 13-like
Exons: 4
Coding region: 1-771 (256 amino acids)
Biological process (GO): protein dephosphorylation; negative regulation of MAPK cascade
Cellular component (GO): cytoplasm
Molecular function (GO): protein tyrosine/serine/threonine phosphatase activity; MAP kinase phosphatase activity
Source: RefSeq, a predicted model, not a curated record